GGGACAGGACAGAGGAGGGGGACAGGACAGAGGAGGAGGACAGGACAGAGGAGGAGGACAGGACAGAGGAGGGGGACAGGACAGAGGAGGGGGACAGGACAGAGGAGGGGGACAGGACAGAGGAGGAGGACAGGACAGAGGAGGAGGAGAUAUGAUGAGAUUAGGUGAAGGAGGGGGACAGGACAGAGGAGGGGGACAGGACAGAGGAGGGGGACAGGACAGAGGAGGGGGACAGGACAGAGGAGGAGGACAGGACAGAGGAGGAGGAGAUAUGAUGAGAUUAGGUGAAGGAGGGGGACAGGACAGAGGAGGGGGACAGGACAGAGGAGGAGGAGAGAUGAUGAGAUUAGGUGAAGGAGGGGGACAGGACAGAGGAGGGGGACAGGACAGAGGAGGGGGACAGGACAGAGGAGGGGGACAGGACAGAGGAGGGGGACAGGACAGAGGAGGAGGAGAUAUGAUGAGAUUAGGUGAAGGAGGGGGACAGGACAGAGGAGGGGGACAGGACAGAGGAGGAGGACAGGACAGAGGAGGAGGACAGGACAGAGGAGGGGGACAGGACAGAGGAGGAGGACAGGACAGAGGAGGAGGACAGGACAGAGGAGGGGGACAGGACAGAGGAGGAGGACAGGACAGAGGAGGGGGACAGGACAGAGGAGGAGGACAGGACAGAGGAGGGGGACAGGACAGAGGAGGAGGACAGGACAGAGGAGGAGGACAGGACAGAGGAGGGGGACAGGACAGAGGAGGAGGAGAUAUGAUGAGAUUAGGUGAAGGAGGGGGACAGGACAGAGGAGGAGGACAGGACAGAGGAGGGGGACAGGACAGAGGAGGGGGACAGGACAGAGGAGGAGGAGAUAUGAUGAGAUUAGGUGAAGGAGGGGGACAGGACAGAGGAGGAGGACAGGACAGAGGAGGAGGACAGGACAGAGGAGGAGGAGAUAUGAUGAGAUUAGGUGAAGGAGGGGGACAGGACAGAGGAGGGGGACAGGACAGAGGAGGGGGACAGGACAGAGGAGGAGGACAGGACAGAGGAGGAGGAGAUAUGAUGAGAUUAGGUGAAGGAGGGGGACAGGACAGAGGAGGGGGACAGGACAGAGGAGGAGGACAGGACAGAGGAGGAGGACAGGACAGAGGGAGGAGGACAGGACAGAGGAGGGGGACAGGACAGAGGAGGGGGACAGGACAGAGGAGGAGGAGAUAUGAUGAGAUUAGGUGAAGGAGGGGGACAGGACAGAGGAGGAGGACAGGACAGAGGAGGAGGACAGGACAGAGGAGGGGGACAGGACAGAGGAGGGGGACAGGACAGAGGAGGGGGACAGGACAGAGGAGGGGGACAGGACAGAGGAGGCGGAGAUAUGAUGAGAUUAGAUGAAGGAGGGGGACAGGACAGAGGAGGGGGACAGGACAGAGGAGGGGGAC
Messenger RNA from Oncorhynchus keta (chum salmon), 1422 nucleotides. RefSeq lists its product as uncharacterized. The coding region runs from base 152 to 1219 and encodes 355 amino acids. The record is from RefSeq and is a predicted model, not a curated record. Lineage: Eukaryota; Metazoa; Chordata; Actinopteri; Salmoniformes; Salmonidae. The transcript is spliced from 4 exons.